AUGUGGGCAUUUAUAUUCUUUUUGGUGGCGACGAAAAAUUUGAUAGAGUUAGAUCUAUUCUGGGCGUAAUUUCUUCGAUAAAUCGAUCAUAUUCCAGCCAUCACUGCAGCAAAAGCCUUUGCAGCUUAUGUCGUGUCAAUCGACUUUCACUGGCAUGAUAUCGUCCACCUCUUGUCUAAGAAUCAGAAAAGACUGCCUUCCGUUUUUCGAAACGGUUACAGUGGUUGGACUCACAAAAGUCAUUUGUAGCAUACUAAACAUAAUGCUAGUCUUCAUGUUGACCAGGAUUAUAGAGAAAAAACAUUUUUUUCAUGAGUAUAUGCUUUAGUAAUUAGUUGGUGAAUUUUAAGCUGUUGAAGUUUUGACACCAUUUCAGUAUACUUAUAUCUGAUGUAUUUAUGUAUCUAUGGAUAAAAUGUAUUUUAACAGUUGAUUGGUUUGGCUACAACUUAAGCAUUAUGCAAGUGAUUCUCAUUGUAGAGUGAUUCCAUGGAAAAACCACAUAGCUGCAUUGGCACAUCCCAACAGGUGUGUGAGUGAUCCGCGCUGGACCUGAUCUGGUGGGCGGUACACGUCCUAAGGUGCCGCAACAUGCCGAGAACCCGCCGCCGCGACUCGCCCGAGCGGCUCUAUGAAUCUCGCAGCCGGUCACGGUCCCGCUCGCGUCACCGGCACCGUCAGCCGGAGUCGUACCGUCACCGCGCCGAGCGGAGCCGCAGCCGGCGGCCGAGCCCGCCGCGCCGGCACCGGCUGCGCUCCUCGCGCCGGCAGCGCCGCUCGUCGUCGUCGCUGCGCCGCCGGCCGCACCGACGCCGCGAGCCGACCCGCUCGCCGUCCGUGGUGGACGACUCGGACGGCCACCUGGUGUACCGGGUCGGCGACCUGCUGCAGGGCCGCUACCGCAUCCUCAGCACGCUCGGCGAGGGCACGUUCGGAAAGGUGGUGCAGGUACGCGACUCGCAGAGGGACCGCGUCAGCGCGCUCAAGAUUAUCAAGAACAUUGACAAGUAUCGUGAAGCUGCCAAACUGGAGAUCAAUGUUCUGGAGAGGCUCGCCUAUAAGGGCUCGGCGGGCCGCCACCUCUGCGUCCAGAUGCUGGACUGGUUCGACUACCAUGGUCACAUGUGCAUCUCGUUUGAGAUGCUCGGUCUCAGCGUGUUUGAAUUUCUCAAGGAUAACAACUACCAGCCGUACCCGAUGCCGCAUGUGCGACACAUGGGCUACCAGCUGAUUCAAGCGGUUCGCUUUCUGCACGAGAACAAGCUGACACAUACUGACCUAAAGCCAGAGAAUAUCCUAUUCGUCAACUCUGACUAUGACAUAGAGUACGACUCGCGACGGAAACGCGACGUGCGCCGGGUAAAGAACCCCGAUAUCAAGCUGAUCGACUUCGGCAGUGCCACGUUCGACCACGAGCACCACUCGACGGUGGUCUCGACGCGCCACUACCGCGCCCCUGAGGUGAUCCUGGAGCUGGGCUGGGCGCAGCCGUGCGACGUCUGGAGCAUUGGCUGCAUCUUGAUCGAGCUGUACCUGGGCUACGCCCUGUUCCAGACGCACGACAACCGCGAGCACCUGGCCAUGAUGGAGCGCAUCCUGGGCCCGCUGCCAGCUCGCAUGGUUGAGCGCACCAAGACAAAGUACUUCUACCGCGGGAAGCUGGUCUGGAGCGAGAAGUCCUCGUCCGCCCGCUAUGUGCGCGACAACUGCCGACCGCUGCGCCGUUUCGCGCGCUCCGACGAGGCCGAGCACCGCGAGCUGCUGGACGUGGUGGAGGCCUCGCUGGAGUACGACCCGGCGCGGCGGCCCACGCUCGCCCAGCUCAUCCAGAUGCCGUUCUUUAGCUCUGUCGACCCGCCCGCGGCGCCGGUGGCGGAGAAGGAGCGCACGUACAGUCUGUCCCGGUAACGGCGGCGCGGCGCACACAGAACCGGCCCGGCUGGCCAGCGGUGUUCGGCGUUGACAUUGGUGUCCGGUCGGCUCCGGACCAGCAGUGUAGACACGCGAUCCUCGACCGGUGUUCGAGCUUGACAUGAUAUCGCUGGUGUGGAGCACUAGGUGUGAAUGGUGUUCCCUGUUUGGAAUCAAGUGCUGCUAACGUCUGUCUCGCGCCAUGCUCGACGCUAGAACCUUUGUGCGUAUUACGGGGAAUGAAUGAACUGUAGUUAGACGUAAAAAGGUUUAGAGGCGUCCGCGCUUUGAGUAAGUAAGACGUUCGGUGAUAGCAACUGUGGGAGAUCGUUGUUUCUGUAUUGUAUUUUCAAUGGUGUUCCGAUUCAUGUGACUAGAUAAGCCACUGCGAGUUGAGCUACACUUUCCCGGGCAAGGGUUCGCUCGGAGGCUCAUGAGUUCUUCAUUUCUGUCGUGGUGAGCGUAUAACUUAUUUGUCAUUGCUGCGCAGCGCUGCCGUGUGGUACUUACGUGAGGUUGUGACGUCACCGUCACAACUUACUGCCAGCCGUGGACCGCUGUCAUAACGCUCUGUUUGGCUUGAUUGCUCGACUCAUAUCACCCGCAUUCGGAUGGGGUCCGGCCUGGUGGGCAGCUCACCCCCCGAUCAUCGACAUUUUAUCGUUGACGCUCUCUGAGUCGACUAGAAGCGAGUUUCUCUUUCCUUGCGCUCGCACGCGUACGGUCAAUUGUGUAUGUGUAUGGUCAAAUAAAUUUUCUUGCGUAGGCAUACAA
This is a messenger RNA of Amphibalanus amphitrite, 2685 nucleotides long. Its product is annotated as dual specificity protein kinase CLK2-like. Gene Ontology annotation, biological process: protein phosphorylation. The record is from RefSeq and is a predicted model, not a curated record. Gene Ontology annotation, molecular function: protein kinase activity; ATP binding. Gene Ontology annotation, cellular component: nucleus. Lineage: Eukaryota; Metazoa; Arthropoda; Thecostraca; Balanomorpha; Balanidae. Bases 592 to 1908 code for a protein of 438 amino acids. The transcript has 3 exons.